AUGCGUGCAACUCCUGUCUACUCCUUGUCAACUCCCUCCUCAAAUGGCAAUGUUAAUGCGGCUCAUUCGUUCAUAUUAAACAUUUCCAAUCCCUGUUGGAGCAAAGUCUUUAAACCAUCUCAAUUAACCAAGAUCCAUAACGACUACGUGAAAGAGUUGCCACCUGUACAACAAGAAAUGAAGACUUUUCAUAAAAACUUCAAGAACAUGACUGAUGUGGAACAACUUUGGAACAUUGCUGAAGAGCAUCGAUUUCAUCCAAUCGCCAAAUUUGAUCUCGACUGGUCUCGACGUUCGAUCCUCGAUAUCCUUUCCUCUUAUCGCUGGGGCAGCGUUCAGCGUGCAGCAGUGUCAGGCGGCGAACGUGACCUCAUCAUGUUGAUUUGGCGUGCUGUGGAUAUGUGUUUUCAGAACCUUAAAGUGGAUUCAUUAAGGUAA
Zychaea mexicana is the source of this 438-nucleotide messenger RNA. RefSeq lists its product as uncharacterized. Lineage: Eukaryota; Fungi; Mucoromycota; Mucoromycetes; Mucorales; Lichtheimiaceae. The record is from RefSeq and is a predicted model, not a curated record. The coding region runs from base 1 to 438 and encodes 145 amino acids. The transcript has 2 exons.